GUCCUGGGCGCGCGGUGAGGCGGAGGAGUCCGCCCAGGGCCGAGCCGGGCCCGCCAUGGACGUGCUGCGGCGCUCGUCCGUUUUCGCCGCCGAGAUCAUGGACGCCUUCGACCGCUCGCCCACCGACAAGGAGCUGGUGGCCCAGGCCAAGGCGCUCGGCCGCGAGUUUGUGCACGCGCGUCUGUUGCGCGCCGGCCUGGCCUGGAGCGCGCCCGAGCGCCCCGCGUCCCUGCCCGGCGGCCGCCUGGCCGAGGUGAGCGCCGUGCUGCUGCGCCUGGGUGAUGAGCUGGAGCAGAUCCGACCCAGUGUGUACCGGAACGUGGCCCGUCAGCUGCACCUGCCGCUGCACUCGGAGGCGGCCGUCACUGAUGCCUUCCUGGCUGUGGCCACCCAUAUCUUUGCAGCAGGCAUCACAUGGGGCAAAGUGGUGUCCCUGUACGCGGUGGCCGCAGGCCUGGCAGUGGACUGCGUGCGGCAGGCCCAGCCCGCCACAGUGCACGCCCUGGUCGACUGCCUCGGGGAGUUUGUGCGCAAGACCCUGGCCCCGUGGAUGCGGAGGCGCGGAGGAUGGACCGACAUCCUCAAGUGCGUGGUGAGAACCGAGCCCGGCUUUCGCUCACACUGGUUAGUGGCUGCCCUGUGUGGUUUUGGCCGCCUCCUGAAAGCCGCUUUCUUCCUGCUGCUGCCCGAGAGAUGAACGGGGCCUCCACCUGCAGUCCGGCUCCAGGCUGCGCCCUCCCGCCCUUCAUGCGGCCUGUGCGGGACACAGCUGGUCUAGGUCCCCGCAACAAAGGCUUCACCCUCGGUAGACUGGUCUGAGUCCAGGGCGCCUGAUAGACUGUCCCCUUGCUGGCCCCUGUGCAGUGGUUGGUCCAGCCAGGCCAAGGGGUGUGGGAACAGCAGUCAGCUGUGACCCUUGCGAGGGGUAGUGUCUGACCCAGUAAAGAUCUGUGUUCAUGGCC
Molecule: messenger RNA, 962 nt
Organism: Suncus etruscus (white-toothed pygmy shrew)
Lineage: Eukaryota; Metazoa; Chordata; Mammalia; Eulipotyphla; Soricidae
Gene: BOK
Product: BCL2 family apoptosis regulator BOK
Exons: 4
Coding region: 56-697 (213 amino acids)
Biological process (GO): extrinsic apoptotic signaling pathway in absence of ligand; intrinsic apoptotic signaling pathway in response to DNA damage; regulation of apoptotic process
Cellular component (GO): mitochondrial outer membrane
Molecular function (GO): protein heterodimerization activity; protein homodimerization activity
Source: RefSeq, a predicted model, not a curated record